This is a messenger RNA of Echinostoma caproni, 438 nucleotides long. The record is from the annotation of a GenBank genome assembly. Lineage: Eukaryota; Metazoa; Platyhelminthes; Trematoda; Plagiorchiida; Echinostomatidae.
AUGCUACAAGGCACGUUCUUCACGGCUCUGCUCGAUUUGAGUCCAAGGAUGAAUCAACAGGAUGCUGCCGAAUUCCUAACUUGUCUGUUGGAUAUGUUGCAUUCGGAAAUGAAACCGAAACGUGACAACUCGAAUAAUGGAAGUCUGGCCUCCGGUUCCGUUUCAUCCUUAACCUCAUCCAUGGAGGCUGCGGUCCGGCCUGGCUGCUGCAAAAACAGUAAUGAGAACGCUGACAACGGCAACUGUGACAACAACAACGGAUGCAUUAAUGCGGAUCAAGAGAGUAACGGCAGCAAUCACUCAUCCCGGGAACAUUCCAAGAAGGGUUCAAAGUUGAAAAACAUGAAAUUAUCACUGAGAAAACAUUCUAGCAGACGAACUCGUUGCAUUGAAUGUUCCUCGCGAGAUGAUCUGAGCAAAACUGAAGCAGCUCGGUAA